Eublepharis macularius is the source of this 1490-nucleotide messenger RNA. It is a transcript of the gene FBXO5, whose product is annotated as F-box protein 5. Gene Ontology annotation, biological process: regulation of mitotic nuclear division; negative regulation of meiotic nuclear division. The transcript has 5 exons. Gene Ontology annotation, molecular function: protein binding. The record is from RefSeq and is a predicted model, not a curated record. The coding region runs from base 137 to 1339 and encodes 400 amino acids. Gene Ontology annotation, cellular component: nucleus. Lineage: Eukaryota; Metazoa; Chordata; Lepidosauria; Squamata; Eublepharidae.
CAGAGGCAGGGAAAGGCGGUUCGAGAGAGAACAGGUAGAAAAUAAAGGCAAAGCCGCCUCCAGUCUCCUUCGACUCGCCCGCUCCAGGAUAUACACUGGAAAAUACUUUUAAAGCAAUCCAAAGCCACUUUGAAAAAUGAAGCGUGAUUUUAAUUGUAACCAUGUUCUUUGUGGACUUCCACUGUUAAAACCAACAAGAUCAGAAGAAUCUACCACUUCUGAUUAUGAUGAAGAGUUUUGCAAAGACUGUGCCAAAGAGUAUCAGAGGCUCUUGUAUAGUGACCUGCGCCAGGAGAACAUCAGGAAUACCAGCUUCAAAAGUGAAGGAAAGCUUGUACAUAACAAAGAAAACCAACAAAUAUCAUGGGGGCCUGCCAGAAGGACAAAUGAAAUGGAUGCACUGGAAAACAGCAAAUUUAAUGAAGACAGUGGAUAUUCCUCUAUGUUGAGUAAUCAGCAUGAACCCAUUGAACAUGAUGACAGUAUGCCAUUGGCAGGAAACCUUGAGACACCAAGUCACAGCCUCAUUCAGAAUAAAAGCCAACUGCAGUGUUCAAAAAGGAAUUUGCUUCCAGUUCUCCAUUUUGAGGAACUUGUUUGCUCCACAUUAAAAAAAGCCAAUAAAAGAAAUCCAAAGUCAUGGGGUAUUUUGUUGGACAAAAUGGUUUCCAGAGGAAGCUUGGGUUUUAUGAAUUUAAUUGGCAGAAAAAUGGGAAUUGACCAGUUGGACAUCCUUAGUGAACUAUUCCACAGAGAAUUUAGACACAUAUUAGCGAACAUCCUAAGGCAUCUCAGUGACAUAGACCUGAUAAAUAUGGCUAAAGUGAGCAUCACAUGGAAGAAAAUUCUACAGGAUGACAAGUGGGCUUUUCAGACAUAUAACAAAGCAUUAAGAUUAAUUUCUAAUAACAGUGCAAAAUUGUCCCAAAUAGCAGACACAAGGGAAUAUGUUCCACAGCGAGAAGUGUUAGCCCUUGUUCAGGAAGCAGCAACUGUUCAAAACAGUUCUUCAAAAAAAGCAUCCAGCCUGAAGGCCGACCAGAGUGGUCCAAGUUCUUCUUACAGCCGGCACACUCAGUUUUCUGAGAUUGCCAAGACUCUGAAAAAUACUGAAAGCUUGAAAAUUUGUCAUCGUUGUAGCUCUCCUGCAAAAUAUGACUCUCACCUGCAAAGGGCAGUUUGUAGCCGUAAAAGCUGCGGUUUUGACUUUUGCACCAAGUGCUUGUGCAGCUACCAUAAUGCCAAGGACUGCACAAGUGGAAAGCCUGUAAAACCAACCUCCAAACUAGGACCUCUUCCUGGUACCAAAAAAAGCAAGCAGAACUUGCGGAGAUUAUAAUUUAUGUAUGAUAGACUGUGGCUAAUGCAUUCUGUAGGUCACUUGGAGAUCUCUUCCCCCGCCAAAAAAAAGUGAACACGAAAGUACUUGUUCUUUAUAACAUGAUUUAAAUAUAAAUAUAUCUUGAAGCUCUUUUCAGUAGUUUUUUUUU